AUGUCAGAGAUUCAUUACAACUACCAGGAUUUCAACCUAAAACUCUCCGAGCGAGAGGAAUAUGAUAUCGGAGCUCAAGAAGACGAGACCAUAUCGACUGCUUCCCAAUGGACAUUACCCUGCAAAGAGUUUCAUGGUCUUUGGGAAAAUCUAGUCUACGACAGCAAUUUGAAAGAUCAACUCUUGUCUUACGCCAACACAGCAUUAAUGUUCUCUGAUCGUCAAGUGAAUUCGCACAUAGUGUCUUGCAACAGAGUCGUUUUGCUGCACGGACCACCGGGCACAGGAAAGACGUCGCUUUGCAGAGCUUUAGCUCAAAAACUUGCCAUUCGUCUCGGUGACAGAUACCUUCAAACCCUUCUCAUUGAAAUAAACAGCCACAGUUUAUUCUCCAAGUGGUUUUCAGAGAGCGGAAAGCUUGUGCACAGAAUGUUUGAAGACAUAAGAGCCAAGACAAGAAAUCCAGAGCUAUUAAUCUGCGUUCUCAUUGACGAGGUCGAAAGUCUAACGGCAGCACGCAGUGCAGCCAUUAAAGGAACCGAUCCAUCGGAUGCUAUUCGCGUUGUCAACGCUUUCCUCACACAGAUAGACCGCAUCAAAAAGCAUUCAAAUGUCUUGAUCUUGACGACGUCUAACGUGACAGGAGCGAUAGACGUGGCCUUUGUCGACAGAGCUGACAUCAAGCACUAUAUUGGUGUGCCGUCAGCUGCGGCAGCAUAUAGUAUCUACCGUUCUUGCUUCCAAGAGCUCUCACGGGUUGGAAUAAUCAAGACGGGAGAAAAACUACUUGAUCUCAGGGCUCUUGACAUUUUGAGGAUGGCAGAAAACCCCAUUACGAGACUCAGUCUGCGCCUGCUAGACAUAGCCAGGCAAAGCAACGGCUUCAGUGGUCGGACUCUAAGAAAGCUACCUUUCCUAGCGUACGCUCUCUACUUUAAGGGAGGAAACGUCACUGCGGAGAUGUUUCUUGACAUGCUAGAGGCUGUUGUGCAAAAACAACACAAAGACAGAGAAAACAUGGACGUCGAACAGUGA
This is a messenger RNA of Corticium candelabrum, 1035 nucleotides long. Its product is annotated as pachytene checkpoint protein 2 homolog. Gene Ontology annotation, biological process: meiotic recombination checkpoint signaling; reciprocal meiotic recombination. Lineage: Eukaryota; Metazoa; Porifera; Homoscleromorpha; Homosclerophorida; Plakinidae. The record is from RefSeq and is a predicted model, not a curated record. Gene Ontology annotation, cellular component: chromosome; nucleus. The transcript is spliced from 16 exons. The coding region runs from base 1 to 1035 and encodes 344 amino acids. Gene Ontology annotation, molecular function: ATP binding; ATP hydrolysis activity.